This is a messenger RNA of Paramacrobiotus metropolitanus, 2822 nucleotides long. RefSeq lists its product as uncharacterized. The record is from RefSeq and is a predicted model, not a curated record. The transcript is spliced from 12 exons. Gene Ontology annotation, molecular function: RNA binding. NCBI's taxonomy places the organism in Eukaryota, Metazoa, Tardigrada, Eutardigrada, Parachela, Macrobiotidae. The coding region runs from base 241 to 2340 and encodes 699 amino acids.
UGAAGUCUGCGACUAAGCUCCCUACCGCACCGCACUGUUUCUUUCAUUCAUUCUGAAGCUGAUCGGAGAUUUCAUUCGUUUCCAGCUUCCUGGUGCGAUAUCGGUGCCUUGUUUGUUCCGAUAAUUUUUAAUUUUUAUAUUUUGGCUCGUGAUUGACCACUGUUUCUAUAUUUUUCGAAAGCUAAGAACCAGUCAGCUUUGGUCCGUUGUUGGAGCCAGUGGCCGAUAAUAAGUCUGACAAUGGAAGGGGUCAUUAUCGAUAUUGUACCUGGCCAGCGUUCGUUGUCCUCCCCUGUCUUGGAUGCGAAUGCAUCUGCCGCUGCUGAUCAUGAUUCUCCCAUUUCUGUAUCGGACAGCGAAUCAUCCGGAAGAUCGGAUUCUUCGUUGUCUGUCGGUGCCGGUGGAUCCAGUGCGUUGGAUGACGACGAGAAUCUUUUGCGCGAUUUUCACAAGGACACAGAAGGCAAAGUUCUGGUGCGCAUGGAGGUAUCGUCUUGCGAACAUAUCGGGCUGAUCGGAUCGCAAGGCGAACACGUACGAAAACUGAAGCGGGACACCAGCUGCACGGUCCACUUUCCCGCGACGAAUUCACCGAACGACGCCACGUCCGCGAAUUACUCCCGAUUGCAGGCUUCACAUUCUAACGAGGUGUCUAUUCGUGGAAAGUUAGCGAAUGCUGUGGAAGCUCUACAGAAGCUGCGGGAUGCGAUACCUUUCAAAUUCACUUAUCAUGUUACGAAACAGUCCCUGCUGGAUCAUCCAGAACUAGCCAACGGCGAUAGUGUGUUCGACCAAAUCAGACGAGUAUUUCCUAUCGACAUAUCGUUCGAGUUGGCAGAUUUUGGAAGGAAUGGCGCAUUAAUUCAUGUACGUGGACCGCAAAAUGCUCGCACUCUGCUUGGCGCCAAAAGCAUUGUUGACUACUUUGCGCGAUCCGCUCAGCGAAACGAAGUGGAAGAAUCCGUUACAGCAACCUUAUACAUCCAUCCUCAUAGCCAGUCUGCGAUGUACAGCCUGUGUGAUGCGGAGGCGUUGAUAUCGCAGAUUUCCAAGGUUACGCGCGUGUCCAUAACAUUCCCAAAUCCUCGGCAGGAAUCCGGGGACAAACAAAAGGUUAAAAUCCGAGGAUCAGUUAAAGGCACCGCCGCAGCCUGGCUAAUGCUGAUGAGUAUAUUGCCGGUUACUGUACGAUUAUUUGUGGACUGCAGCAACGUCAACGUGCGCGGGGUUACGGACUUCCUCCAGAAUCGUCUCCAGGUGAAUGUUUUGACUGCAAACGGAGCCCUUAGAGGCGAACGUCAGUACAUCGAGCUGAAAUCUGUGGAGGACAAUUUGACGAAUAUUUGCGUAGCCUAUGGAUACAUCCUUACCCGCACAAUGCAGCUUCCAAGGUUUCACGUGCGUCGUCUUGCGGACAAAUUCCAGGAACUGCAAAUCGGUGAAAUGUUUUCCGUGCUGGGCCAGAUUCCACUAUCGAUGCCGAUGCUUCCAUCACCAGGCAUCCCGUUCAUGCCGAUGAUGCCAUAUCAGGCGCUGCCCAUGCCUUUUGUUCCUGGAUACGGAUGGCCAUUUCCGUUAUCAGGUCCGGUGCCGGUCCCAGCUGCUCUUCCCGCACCGUAUCCGGAUUCCAGCGUGGGCUUGCGGACGGCUGAGCAAUCAUCGAAAGUCACCACCGGGGAAAUUCCUUCUCUGGGCCAUGGAGUUAAGAAUCCGCUGCGUUCCGGCCAUGCAAAAGCGCAUAACAGCCGUCGUCAUGAUGAUGAAUCAACUGCAUCUUUCGGAAUUAACGACCAUGGACACGCCAGGGGAAAUUCCGGCUCUCUCUUGAACGUUGACCUGAAAAUGAGAUAUGAGGACGUCCUCCUCAAUCUCUAUGAGGAAGAUUCUAGCCCACCUAGAUUCAACGCGGGUCGUAAUGGAAGCACAGCAGCAUUGUGGAAUUCCGGAGAUAUGUCAAGCAUCAGCUCAAUUUGGAAAGAACCGGAUUCCAGUUCACGGACAAAUCUCCCGGCCAAGACUACCGUUGGAAUGUCAAAAUCAAACAGUUUCGCUAAUGUUUACUUCUGUACGGAAAGGAAUUAUCUGGAAGUGGGUGAUCGACAUCAGCCAUUGUCUGAAGGUUACGGAAGAGAGGCGUCCUUGGCUCGUAAUGGACCAAACAGACGAUUUUCGCGGAACCGUGGCCCGCCACAUCGAAGCGGUCCGAGUGAUGCGCAUACGGAUUGGGGUCUUUGGAACCAUAAUGCGACUCCCCAGAGUCCCCAGUAUCGAAGAGCUGAAAAACCGUCGAACCCAGAGCCCAUUCAUAAUUUCCAAAUCGGACACUGGAAACCGGUUUAGAUUGGCCCACGUUGGUGACCUGUUGAAAAGCGUCAUGAUGGGCAUUGUGGAUUGUGUAUAUGUAAUCCUGUACAUCGGUUGAAUUUAUGGUUUGAUUUAAAGAAUUUUGAUAAUUUUAAGUUUGCACAUCAGAUUUGUAUAGCACAACACGGAAGACCGAGAUUUCUUUACAACUCUAUGCGGCUUUUCAGUUUUUAUGGCUCAGAUCUUUGGUUGUUAGCCGCCGGCUGUUGUUGCGGCCUUUUCCAGUUUAAUUGUUUGUGAUGAGAAUUUCUUGGGUUAGCAACUCUGCACGAUUUUUGUCCAUUUUUACCGUUGUUUCGAGAUAUGAUUUUUUAGUGUAAAACUACUUCGGUUUUAAUUUCUAGUUUCAUUGUUACGAUGCGAGUCAAUUUAUGACAGUCUCCUAUGCGGAUCUCUGUUGAGUGGAGUUGGAAAUAAUAUCGAUUCAAAAUAUUGCUAAAAAAAGUUGAAAUGAUGUA